Molecule: messenger RNA, 6535 nt
Organism: Aedes aegypti (yellow fever mosquito)
Lineage: Eukaryota; Metazoa; Arthropoda; Insecta; Diptera; Culicidae
Product: transcriptional regulator ATRX homolog
Exons: 11
Coding region: 145-6246 (2033 amino acids)
Cellular component (GO): nucleus
Molecular function (GO): ATP hydrolysis activity; ATP binding; ATP-dependent chromatin remodeler activity
Source: RefSeq, a predicted model, not a curated record
UCGAUCAUCUGCAAACAUUCUUGUUUGCUCUUGUUGCAGUGAUGUCCGUUAAUUUUACUGUGAAAGAUUAAUUCGAAUAAAAAUACUGUUUGUGAAGGUGUAGCGUCUCGUCAGGGCGUGGAAAAGCGUUAGUAAUAGUUCGAAAUGGGUGCCAAAGAAAAAUCGACCGUCAAAACUCGCAGCUCCCGGCGUCAACUGCGGUCUUCUAAACCACCUCCGCCACCAGCCGAUUCGUCGUCUUCGGCCGAUGAAAACGAAGGGCAGGGCGUAACGCCUACCCCUUCAACCGGUAGCGGAGGCCCCACUGUGGGAAAGCGCCGGCGCCCGCUCCGGAAGCGAAGGCAACUGGUGGAAAGUAGUAUCAGCAGUGCUAGCGAAAAAAUUCAGGAAGCGAAGGAUAGCGAAAGUGACGGUAAGACGGAUACCACGGACGAUGAUCCGGUGGCACGGAUGCAGGAGUUGACCCGGCUUCCGCUCACGAUAAUGGAAGUGCGCAAGCUGAGCGAGGAAAUCGGGAAGGUGUGCGAUGAGCUGGAAGAUGCGCUGACCAGCGAUUCGCCGGAUCAGGAUGGCGAGUUGAACAGGCUGAAAGGAAAAUUGAUGGGUUUGACGGAGAAGUGUUAUCACAAGGUUACUCGAGCAUCUAAGAAUGUCGGAACAACCGGUAAAAAGGCAGGUAAGGCUUCAAAGAAUUACGCAGACAAAGACAACAAGGCUGCUCCGAAAAAGUCAAUGCCUCGCUCAAACAGCGUGGAUUACACUGACUAUGCAGCCGUUCAGGAAGCGGAUAAAAGCGAAGCAUCGAUUGCCAAGGACAGCGGAAAUCCGCCUUCUUCCGGUCAUGAUGAAUCGGCAACAACGACCAAAUGCUCGGAAGACGUCCCCCCGACUUCUUACGUGGCACUCGAGUGCCAUUCGCCAACUCCGGUUUACUACGAAUGUGAACCGGAACCGAUUCGAGAUGUUCAACAAGAAGAUGCGAGGGAGACCAUUCCGGAUCUGAAUCUGGAUAUGACCGAAGUGUCAGCUGCGAACGACGAUUCGGAUAACUUCUACAAUCCAAUUUUGUUCAAUGAGAAAGAGCAGGAUUCGAAACAGGAUAAAGGAGAUGAGGAAUUGGAACAACGAAAUGUUGAGAAUAAUCUGGACCAAGAUAGAACUGAAGAUGAAACGGAACGGAAUGUUGCUAAGGACAACCUGGGACGGGACAAAGCAGAGGAUGAUCGAAUGUCGGACAACGGAGUAGAAUCGGUGGUAAACGACGACAUUUUCGGUUUCCACAACUAUGCCACUCCGAUGCAACAGCAACCUGUUUGUCCGCCGUCCGUAGCUGGGACUGUGAAACAAGCCAUCAAAAAGGAAACCCUCAAUCAGCAGAAGCAGCAAUCGAUGAAUACUCCGUGCGGAACUCGUGGCAUAGCGCAACGAAAGCUGAUAGUGGACGCAAAGCCGAAUUUCACGAUUGGUUCAUCCGCUGCGGAACACAGCAAGCAAUUGGACCCAGCGACGAUCAAACCAGAUCCCGAAAUUCAAUCUCUCUAUCAACCGGAGCCCAGUACUUCAAAGGACUCGAAGGUGAAACUGAUUCAAAAGCUGAACGAAUCGGACAACGCCAAAUUCAUUACCAACGCCGACCCGAAUCCGAACCGGAAACCCACAAACGACGAAAUCCGUUACAUCGUUCCGCAUCUGCCAAAGUUCAGCGUCACUCAAAUCCCACAGGGCGAAAACUACGAGCUGACCCUGAUGAAGCAGGAGAUCGAGCAGCGCCUUCGGGUGAACGAUCUGUCCUGGGUUACCCAGCGGGCCAUUCGCGACGAAAGUGCCCGCAUCAAGAAGGUCAACCGGAACAAUGAACGCCUGGCGCGCCAAAUGGAACGCUUCGGAAGUACACUGGCCGCCAAUCAGUUGAUCUUGGACUACGAUUCAGAUAAAAAGACGUUCAUCCGGGUCCAUCCGGAGCUGGUAUCGAAGAUGAAACCUCACCAGAAGGAAGGCGUGAAGUUCAUGUACGAUUGUUGUUACGGGGGCAGUUCUAAGGGUCGCUCGUCGGGAUCCGGAUGCAUCCUAGCGCAUUGCAUGGGACUCGGCAAAACCAUGCAAGUGCUCGCAUUGGUUAAUACCGUGAUUUGCUAUCCGCAAUUGAACACGAAACGAAUCAUUGUGGUCUGUCCCAAGUCUACGGUCAUGAAUUGGGCUCAGGAAAUUCGCUACUGGUUGGGGGACAUCCCAAGCGGUGUGAGCGUGCAAGUAUUUCAUCUACCGGAUAGCUCAAACAUCUACAAAAAAAUGGAAGUGCUUCGUGGAUUCCACAACGCAACCGGUAAGAAUGCUCACUGUCUGUUGAUCGGAUACGAAGCCUUCCGGUCGUUGGUGUUCUACGAUGCUCGGAACAAAAACGGUGAGCAGCACUCCGAUCGGAUUCGAACGGAAGUGCGUCGCAUUUUGAUCAACCCCGGUGCCGAUCUGAUUGUGUUGGAUGAAGGACACAUAAUUAAGAACCGAAAGUCUCAGACCAACCUGUCCGUGUCGGAAGUGGCCACCAAGCGCCGCAUAAUUUUGACCGGUACUCCAAUUCAGAAUAACCUGAACGAGUACUUCUGCAUGGUGAGUUUCGUCAAGCCGGCCUAUCUGGGUGACGAACGGGAAUUCAACGAACAGUACGCUAGACCCAUCAAAGAUGGGCAGCACAAGGAUUCCAGCCCCAGCGACAUUCGUUACAUGAAGACGAAGUCGUUCAUCUUGAACAAACAUCUGACCAGCUUCGUGCAGCGUAAGGAGUUCUCCGUGCUGGAAGGCUUCCUGCCGGAGAAGUACGAAUAUGUGUUGUAUGUUCCGUUGACUCCGGUGCAGGAAGAUCUGUACGAGCAGUACUUGCAGAGAAAUCCAUUCCGGAAGGAUGUCGGUGGACGGAACUUGCUGGAAGAUUAUACGUUCAUGCGUAAGAUCUGGACGCAUCCUAUUGUGCUGGAGAAGGCCUGGGAAACGGCUAUGAAGAAAAAGUACGGUAUCAAGGAGAAGCGUAAGGCGGCCCGGCGUGUCCGCGGUUUCGACAGUAGCUCCGAGGACGACGAUGAUAACGAUGCCGACAACGCACGAUCCAUCACGAACAUCUGGUGGAAGCAAAUCAUCAGCAAGGAUGAUUUGGAAUCGCUUUACCCGAGCAACAAAAUGAUCCUGCUGUUCGAAAUCCUUCGAAUGUGCCAGGAAAAGGGUGAGAAGUGUUUGAUCUUCUCCGGUUUUGUGAUGGUGCUCAACAUGGUGGAGUACUUCAUGAAGAUGAUCGACGAGCAGAGCAAGAAUCCAAAAGCACACCUCUAUGGGCUCUCCCGUUUCCGUGGACCGUGGCGUCCGGGUAUGGACUAUUACCGCCUAGAUGGUGGUACCUCAAAGUCCACGCGCCACGAAAUGAUCAACAAGUUCAACGAUCCGAAGAACCGAGUCACACGGGUGUUUCUUAUUUCCACCAAAGCAGGUGGACAAGGUAUCAAUCUGGUUGGGGCUAAUCGAGUGGUCAUCUUGGAUACUUCCUGGAAUCCGGCUGUUGAUCAGCAGGGUAUUUUCCGCAUAUAUCGAUUGGGGCAACAGAAGCCCUGUUACAUCUACCGUUUGUUGGCGAUCCACACCAUGGAAGAAAAGGUAUACUCCCGAGCGGUUACCAAACAGGCCAUGAGUCACCGUGUGGCGGACAAGAAGCAAGUCGACCGAAACUACAACAUGGCCGAACUGGAAGAACUAUACCACUUCGAGCGUGUCAACAUGAGUGCUCGUCUAAAUCCUCCUCCGGCCGUGGAUGAUCUACUAUCUACGCUGUUACUCAAGUUUCCCAAACUGAUCUUCCGAUACCACACCCACGAGACCAUGCUAGACAACAAGAACGAAGAAGAUUUAACCGAGCUGGAGAAGGAACUCGCCUGGAGAGAGUUCAAGAAGAAGGGAUUGGUCAUGAGUUUGGAGCUCGGUAUGGGAGAAGACGUGGGUGAACUCGGUAAAAUCGACUCGUCCGAGUUGGACGUGGAUCCGGAACUGCGAGAUAUGUUUGACAAAUCAUGUGUUCCCAAGAGUGAACCAAUGGAAUUGGAACCCGCGGAAAACAAACCGUUGCUCAUACCGGUGCGGCAAUCGCUCGGUAAGAAGUUUGACGAAAAACUUAUGGACGUGGACCCGGAUCCGGUCGAGGAAGAUUCGGCCAUUUUUGGUGAGGAUCCGUACAACGAGAUCAGCUUGGGCCGUAGUAUCAUCGAAGAGCAGCGUAAGAAGCUUGGCAUAAAAACUGAACCAAAGACGCCGACGCCAUCUCAGGUGUCCGUUUCCAAGGCAGAGGUUGAUGUACUACGUAUCCUGGAAGAGGAUAAAGAAAAGCAUUCUUCUGUACCAGUACAAAUCAAGCAGGAACCUCAGGACUGUGCACCGAAAGAUAUCGCUCGAGACGCACCCGUUGUAGAAUCAGUGGAUCUUCUGGAUCUUUCAUAUGAGAGCGGCCAAUCAACGAUGAACGAUCAAUCAGAGUCUCCAUCCGAGCCGACAGUAUCGGUCUUCAAGGAACCAUCAAUCAGUCAAUCUUCUCCAUCUAUGAUCAUCGGUGCUGAUACGCUGUCUUCGAUUAUCGAAUACGAUCCAAUGACCAGCAGUCAGGAUCAUGUGGCAAUCGAGAGUUGCACGAACACAUAUCGCGAAAGCAUGGAAGCUACUGACAGCAGUUUAGCCGAAGCAUCAACCUAUGAGAAAUUCGAAGCUUGUCUAAAAUCGGAUCCCAAAGCCGCAACGAGUACUGCCGCCCCGCCUCCGUCGGUGGUCCUAGUGGCGACGGGAUCGGGUCAUUUCCAGGUUGAAGUGAAAAUGCACGGCGCAGAUUCCAAGGCUUCCAUUUCCGUGGAACCAUUGCUGACGCGGAGCAUGAAACGAAAGAUGAUGGCUGGGGGCAGCCCGGCCUCCAAUCCCAAGAAAGCGAAGGUAUAUGCCAGCAGUGAUAUGACUGUACCAUCCCCAAACCAUCAAACGGAUGCUGCUGAACAUUUCAAUCAAUGUCGAGCUCUUGUUCCUUAUGUCAGCCGAUCCGGCCCUUGUGUUACUCUCAAUCCUCAUCUGCGCCAAUAUCUCGAUCGGAACACCCAAAUAGUAAUUCCGAACAACUACUGCCGUUCUCUGGUAUUAUAUGUAGAACGGGUAUCAUUGCUGGACGACAUUUUACGACGUCAUGGUUAUCCACCCCAGUUAUCCGGCUCAUAUCUACUUCCAACCGUUAAAGUAGAUAGUGAUGCCAAUGAGAUGGAUCGAGGCACGAUUCAAGCUGUUCGGCAAACAACUACCCUCUCUUGGAAUGGAGAGGAUGUAAAUUUUGCCGAUUUGGAAACUUGGUAUGACGAUUCGAGCGGACAAUACUACACAGCGAAUACGGAAUUCUACGCUGCCCAUGAUGAAAGUGAUCAAUUAACCCUAACUCAGUGCACCCUUCCCGAUUCUCAACAAGUUUUCACGCAGCAAGCCAUAGAACAGGGAAACGAGCAAGAAUUGAUGGAUCAUUUGGAGGAACUUCGCGCCGCUCUGUCAGAUGAUGUCCAAGAAAACGGAAGUUUGGGAAACUGCUCAGCAGUCGUCCUAUACAGUCCCCCAGUUUCGAUUUGGGAUGAGCAAAAGUAUGAACAAUUGAUAGCAAAAAUGCCUCCAAUGGCUCUGUAUCGUCCUGUUCGGUCAUUCUGGGAUCAGAGAGAUUUCCGCAUGCGAAUGUUUCUGGUAGAACGAAAGCGACAAAUUAUUCGCAAUCAGCACAAUAAGUGCUAUCGAUUUAUUCCGUACAACAAAGACGAUCGGAAAUGGGGCAAAGAAAUUCCGUCCACUACUUGUGAGAACACGAACAUCUGCGCUGACGACGCGCUUCCUCGAGCACCAGCGAAAGAAUCAAAGAAUGCGCCCGAAGGCAGUUCAUCAAAAAUGCAUCGCACCAGGGACAUACCUGCGAACGUCAGCAUGGCGCUACUGCCCUACACAGGAAACUGCAUUCUGAAUGCAAUCCAAGGGCGAAUCUCUCUACUGGAACCGAACGCUGCUGUAGUGUUGAAUUCGGAACUGGCUGAAUAUUUGACGUUCUGCCGAAAUGUAACGUGUCAAUCGACAUCACAGGGUAUUUGUAGCCCCAAAACGCACCGUGGAGUUAAGCGUAAGCGCGAGAGUUUGUCCCAGACUUUGGAAGUAUCGAAGAAACCUAAGGAAUCGCUGCAACCUGGAUUGGGGGCGAGAGAUCAUUAGGAAUGGCUUUUCAAAUACGAGCCCUAUAUAUCAGAAGAUCGCGUUAACAUUGCUGUUAAGUCAUCGCCAAUUUGGUGUUCGACGAUAAUGCAACCUACUGUUACUUAUCCCGUUUGUUAUUUUCUUUCGUUUAGUAAUUAAGUUUUUAUUUUAAUUCCAUUCAGUGCACAGUGCAUUGAGUUCAAUUACUUUAUUGCAUCUACGUAUUUGCGAGACAAUCGGUUAUCUCGUAUAUUCUCAACGAUUAUUAACGAACACAUUUCGUGUUCGCUAUGUUUUAACAUGUUGA